Molecule: messenger RNA, 3008 nt
Organism: Glycine soja
Lineage: Eukaryota; Viridiplantae; Streptophyta; Magnoliopsida; Fabales; Fabaceae
Exons: 9
Coding region: 757-2979 (740 amino acids)
Source: RefSeq, a predicted model, not a curated record
CAUUCUCUUUAGAAAUGUAAAAAUAUAUAGACAAUGGCUAUGUGAGCCUCACUCUUGGCAAUUGUUAAAGGACAUGUCCCCAGUGCCUACCUGUCUGAUAUAUGGUUCAUUGGGUCCUUUUGUCCAUGGUAGUCAUUUCAGACAGUGCAACAUAACCCUUAACUCAUUACUUUAGAAAAGCAAAAACACUUGGAAAGUUUUCUAAAACACAUGGAAAGCCGUUUGAGGCUGAAUAUGUAUUCCCAAAAGCAUAACAACAAGCAGCAUAGGAGUAAUGACUAUUAUUAAAUUGUAACACCCUCACUCUUCAAGUCUGUGUUUGAAAAUUUCUAUUAGGAGGGUUAUGCCAAAUCAUCAUGGAUUCCUCCCUAACAAUACUUUAAGAACAUCUUUUAAAGCUUAUUCAUAUGCAUAGGCCAGUGAUAGGGUAAGGCAACUUAAUAAUCAUGGACUCACCGAAAGUGAACAUUAUUUGGUCACAUUAUCUUAGAUUAUGAAGCAAUCAUGGUCUAAGUUAGUAGAAGAAAAAGAGAUGAUGUAUUAUAUAUGUUCAACUACUUCAAGGAUAUGCUUAUUAGGCAGACAUAUGACCCAAAUUGAGGCAUAUGGAGUAAGUAAUACGAUGUUACUGGCUGUUUGAAUCUAGUAUAAACACUCUGGCAAAGUCACAGAAAUCAACCUGUCCUCAAAUGUCUAAAGCUAGGAGCAUGUGAGCAUCAUCAUCAGCAUCACUAUCAUGGAUUUGGAAAGCUGAGCAUGGGCAACGAAAUGGGAAAUAACAACACAUCUGCUAUCAAAGAGGAAGAUAACAUAAGUGAAGCCGAGAAAAAGACUUUCCAAGAAGAUACCAGUGAAGUUGCAGAUGGGAUGUCACAAGAUAUUCAUGAAGACAAUGCCAAGGAAGAAAUUCAGAAUGUACCAACAUCUAAAGCCAAUGAUGUAAUGGAAAAAGCUUCAGAAGCUUCCAAUGAUAUAACAAAUGAACUUGGGAAAGGUACAUGGCAAGAAGAGGGUCAUGCUGAAGAUCAAAAAGAGAAAACUCAAACAAUUUCAACAGUUGAAGCCAAAGAUGAAGACACUCAGGAGAAAGCUAUAGGGAUUGCUUCUAACCAUACAGCAAGCAUGCUUGAAAAUGAUUCAAUGGAGGGAGAUACCCAUGCAAGUGAUGUAAAUAUGGAAAAUCAAAUGCCUCCAACAGCUGAAGCUGAAGGUGUUCAGGAAAAAGCUGAAGGACUGGUUUCUGAAGAUGCAACAACUGAACUUGGAAAAGUUUCACUGCAAGAAUAUAGUCAUGAAGAUUAUGAGAAAGAAAAAAUGCAAAUGAAUCCAACAGAAGAAGCCAAAGAUGUUCAGGAGGAAGCCACAGGGCUAAAUUCUAGCAGUACAGCAAGCAUGCCUGAAAAUGAUUUGUUGGGAGAAGAUUCUUGCAAAAGUGACAUGAAUAUGGAAAAUAAAAUGCAUCCAACUGCUGAAGUUGAAGAUGUUCAAGAGAAAGCUACAGGAAUGGCUUCUGACUAUGCUACAAGUUCACUUGAAAAUGAUUUGUUGAAAGGAGAUGCUCCUGAAGAUGAUGUUCAUGCAGAUCAUCAAAAGCAUCAAAUAAUUGAAGGCAAAGUCGAUCAUCAACAAAUAGCAGCAAGGUCGGAUUUCAAUGAUAAAACAAGUGAAUUUGAUGAUAAACCUCAGGAAGAUAAACAAGAUGGGAAUGUAGUAAAUCCUGCUGCAAAUGGAAUAUAUGUUCAAGAAAAAACUAUCAUUAUAUCUUCUGAUGCUCCGUUGAAUUUUACAAAUUCUUUUGAAGGUUCAGGGAAUGAAAUAACUGGAGUCAGACAACCUGAAAAGUCUCCCAAUGAUGAAUCUAUUGAAGCUCAAGGUGGAAACUCUGAGAUCCUGUCAAGUUCUUCAUUGGAAGGAACUCAAGAAUAUGAGAAGCAAGAAGAGACACGCUUGAGAGAACACCUGUCAGUAACAUAUAACAAUCACCUUAAUAAUGAACCUUCAAUCCAACAAGGGGAUGAAACAACUGAAGCCACACAACCUGAAAAGUCUACAAAUGAUGGAUCAGUUGAAGCUGAAGGUGGACACUCUGAGAGCUUGUCAAGUUCUUCAUUGGAAGGCACUAAAGAAUAUGAGAAGCAAGAAGAGCCAUGCUUUAGAGAUCACCUGUUAGUAACAUAUAAUAUUCACCUUAAUAAUGAGCCUUCAAUCCAACAAGGGGAUGAAAUAACUGAAGUCAUACAACCUGAAAAGUCUCCAAAUGAUGGAUCAGUUGAAGCUGAAGGUGGACACUCUGAGAGCUUGUCAAGUUCUUCAUUGGAAGGCACUGAAGAAUAUGAGAAGCAAGAAGAGUCAUGCUUUCGAGAUCACCUGUUAGUAACAUAUAAUAAUCACCUUAAUAAUGAGCCUUCAAUCCAACAAGGGGACGAAAUAAAUGAAGUCAUACAACCUGAAAAGUCCCCAAAUGAUGGAUCAGUUGAAGCUGAAGGUGGACACUCUGCGAGCUUGCCAAGUUCUUCAUUGGAAGGCACUGAAGAAUAUGAGAAGCAAGAAGAGUCAUGCUUUAGAGAUCACCUGUUACAAACAUAUGAUAAUCACCUUAAUAAUGAGCCUUCAAUCCAACAAGGGAAUGAAACAACUGAAGUCAGACAACCUGAAAAGUCUCCAAAUGAUGGAUUAGUUGAAGUUGAAGGUGGAAACUCUGAAAGCUUGUCAAGUUCUUCAUUGGAAGGCACUGAAGAAUAUGAGAAGCAAGAAGAGACAUGUUUCAGAGAACACCUUUUAGUAACAUAUAAACAUCACUUUAAUAAUGAGGCUUCAAUCCAACAAGCAGAUGAAGAGGAAACAACGGUUUUAACAGUAAAUCCUGUGAAUGUGUCAAAUAAUAUAGAGAUUCAAGAAUCAUUAAGUGGACAUUCUGAUCAUGAGGAGCCAGAUAAAUUUAUCUCUGAAAAUCAUUUCAAGGCACAAAAUCGCUUCUAGAAGUUAAUUUUCUAGAUACUAAUUCUCAU